AUGUUUCUCUAUGGACCCCCGGGAUCUGGAAAGACUCUGGUCCUGACGCUCAAAGCGAAACAAUGGCUACUGGCUGGAAGAAUGGUUGUGUUGAUCAACUCCAGACCUGGAUCUACAACUGGAUUCCCAUAUGCUUAUGGAAUUUCUACCAGACUAAUCCAUAUGAUGUUGGAAUCCAAGGUUCCAAUGCAACAUUUGAGCAUGAUAAAUAUUGAUCCACUGAAUUUCCAAGAAAAAGAUUUAGACAGUGUUGUGUCUUCUUAUUGUGUUAUAAUGGAUGAAGUAACACCAUCGUCUCAUAAAGUCAUUGACAGCCUGUGCCGUCGACAGGUCAGCAACAUUUGGUGUGCUGGGCUUUUUCACGAGGAUCUACCAAACACAACUCAAGCUUUUGCUACACACAAGAUGGAUAAAAUCCUUCGAUGUCCUCCUGUGGUACAGUCUGUCCUUAGACAUACAGAAGAGGCUGUCAGACUACAGAAGCCGUAUGAGAAAGUUUAUCAGAGAAUUGUCAUGGAGCCAGAACAUUCUACGGUGCUGAAUAAUGACAAUUAUAACAAAUAUACUGAUACCAUACAAAAGAGUCGUGUUGCUUAUUACUCAGAACUUCAAAAAGGACAAAGGGAAUACAACAAAUCAGUAACAUCUAUGUACAGUCUUCUUUCACAUUUCCGACAGUUUACAAUGCAGGUUUCUAACAACCCUUCACAAAAAUAUGUUAAAAACAGUUUCAGAGCGUAUACCAGUGAUCGUGGCCAGAUUGUGGACAACAUAUGGACCAAACAUUCUUCCUUUUGUACCACAUAUCAGAAAGCAUAUCAGUCAACUAAAGAGUUGCGACCGGCAAUGGGCUUGUUACGUACUUCAGAAGCCAGACAGGUUUACAAGCAAAUGUUUCUGCUACCUGUACUUAGCAAAGACAGCAUUAGGAAAAUGAAGAGAGACAAUUCUUCGUGUUCUGAUAACAAACUGGGAGAAUCUUCUGACCUCAGUAAAGAAUUGUUGCUGAAAGAUAAAAGUUCGCUUGAUGACAUGCAUGUUUUUCAGCUUGCUCGGUUCUUUUCUGACCAUUUCUUCAAAACUGACAAGCACAGUGAGGAUUCUGAGACCUGCAAGAAACGUCUCGAUGAAGCCAUUCAGAUAUUCAAUGUUUAUUUUCUGAGAAAGUUUAACAAAGAGCUUCAGAUUGUUCAUGCUACUUCAGGUACCAGUCAGGGGGCUAAUUCAAACAAGCCAGAUUUAGCUACUAGCAGUACGAAUGUAGCAACUGAUGGUCUAAUUGAAGUAUCGUCAGAUCCAAGUCAGCAACAACAGCCAACUCAACAUUUGAAAGAGCUAAAUUCAGCCAGAAUCAGUACAAAAAUGGCAAAUGAUGACAAGGUCACAAGUUUGGGAACUGAGAAAGUGAAGUGUGACCCAGAAUCACUGAAUAAUCGACUUAUUUUAAAAUACAGUUCAAGGUGUGAAUUAAAAUCCACGACUGCUCCAGUGAGUGAAAGCGUUCCUCAAGACAUGGUUCCUCAAGAGGUUCAGUCAACGUUUAAUGAAGAUGUAAUGCAUGGCCAAAAGUCACUAGAAAAGAGACUGGCAGAAAAGUAUGGCAGUGAGCGACAUGUCAAAUCUGAGAUAUCUUUACAGAGUAAUAACGCUCAGUUUCCGUUCACUAUUGUUUCGGAUUCAGAAGCACUAAACAAAAGACUCACGGAAAAGUAUAGAGGUCACUUCACCGAAACGUCCCUAGAUUUGUAUCAGCAAGAAGCCACGAAGAAUAACAGACUUUGGCAAACAAAUAAUCAAGAAUGUAGCCUUACAAUCGUGGCUGCUACAGGGAGUAAAACUGUUUCACAAGAGUUGGCUCGUCACAAGAUUCAGUCAAAGUUUGAUGGUCUGAAGCACGACCAAAAGUCGCUAGAAAAGCGACUUGCAGAAAAGUAUGGCAGUGGACGUCAUGCCACAUCUACGAUGUCUUCCCUUGGAUGUAAAACUUGGUCUCAGUUUACCGUCUUGACAGAUUCAGAAGCACUGAACAAGAGACUCAUGGAAAAGUAUAGUGGUAGUUUCAUCAAAAGGCCCUUAGAUCCAUGUCAGCGAGAAGAAAAACUGAAGAGAUCGCCAUAUAAUACAAAUACCAUCAUGUAUGGGUCUAGGGGCCAAUCGAAUGGCUUACCUUUGGUCAAUCUGACUGCGGAUAACAAAUACAAAAUAAGCAAAAAUUCUUACAGUGCAAAAAGCAGCUCUGAUUUGCUGAAUACAAGAAUUCAGAAAUAUAAAAGAAGGAAUGUCCAGACUCCCAAACAGCUGACCACAGGUCAAUUUUGUGAUGGCCACAGUCACACAGAGAUGAGCCUACCAAGUGAUGGACCACAGCCGACAAUUAUUGACCAUGCUCUUCAUUCUAAAACUGGCGGUCCAGCUAAAUGCCAGGAGUGUGCUCAUGAAUUGUUCACAUUUCUGAACACUAUGGUCAGGCCUGAUGACAAGACAAUUUGUUCUAAAAGAAAACAUAAUUUCUAUGAAACAAAACUCAUAAAAAGAGGCUCAUCUGAGCGUGGUCAUUUUCUAUUGUCCAGUACGUCACCAAAAGGCUCAUUUUUUCAGAAACCUGAGGUGUUUGAGAGUAGAGCUUUAGCCUGGUCUGACGUUGUGAUAGUAGUGGAGGAAAUGGCUGAAGAUUCUGUCUUUGUCAAAGUUCUCAAAAGCAAAAACAUUCCAGUGGAAGUAUGCACAAGAGACAACGCCUGCAGAAUUGAAGACCCCAGGGAAAAGAAGCUGUUCAUAACCUCCUACAAAGAGACAACAGGAAUAGAAAGAGCUAUCAUCGUAUUUAUUCCAUCAGAAAAGCAAGUCAGUUCACAGCAGUUUCCUGUGAAAGUCAGCAAUAUUGACCUCAAACUUGCCAGCUGUAUCAGUCGUUUCUCUGAAAAUGACAAAUUAGCUCUGUGGUAUGUAGCUUCAAGGAGCCUGGCCUCGCUUGUUCUCAUCCUGCCCUGA
Messenger RNA from Candidula unifasciata, 2991 nucleotides. The record is from the annotation of a GenBank genome assembly. Lineage: Eukaryota; Metazoa; Mollusca; Gastropoda; Stylommatophora; Geomitridae.